GACGCAGACCUAUCUUUAAAGGCUGGGAAUCGGCCCUCAGGCGUUUCGACACAGCUGCCCUGGGCGGUCUGGAGAAUCGCUAAGGAGCAGGCAGCCCCUCACCUGAGCUGCCGCCAUGGGCCGCUACCGCAUCCGCGUGGCCACCGGGGCCUGGCUCUACUCCGGGUCGCACAACCGCGUGCAGCUGUGGUUGGUCGGGGCGCGCGGGGAGGCGGAGCUGGAGCUGCAGCUGCGGCCGGCGCGGGGCCAGGAGGAAGAGUUUGAGUGCGAAGUCGCCCAGGACCUGGGGCCACUGCAGUUCGUGAAGCUGCGCAAACUCCAUGCACUGGUGGACGACGUGUACUGUGACCGCGUCACCGUGCAGGGGCCUGGGGCCUCCGGGGAGGUGGCCUUCCCCUGCUACAGCUGGGUGCAGGGCCAGGGCGUGCUGACUCUGCCUGAGGGUUCCGCCCGUCUAGCUGGAGUCAACACAUCAGACAUGUUCCAGAAGCAUCGAGAGAAAGAACUGAAGGAAAGAAGACAGGUAUACUGCUGGGCCACCUGGAAGGAGGGCUUACCCCUGAUAAUAGCUGCAGACUCUACAGAUGAUCUACCCCCAAAUAUGAGAUUUCAUGAGGAUAAGAGGCUGGACUUUGAGUGGACACAGAAGGCAGGGGCUCUGGAGACUGUCCUCAAGCGUGUUUACACUUUCCUGAGCUCCUGGAACCAUGUGAACGAUUUUGAUCAGAUCUUCUGGGGUCAGAAGAGCGACCUGGCCGAGAAGGUUCGUGAGUGCUGGCAGGAAGAUGAGCUUUUUGGCUACCAGUUCCUCAAUGGUGCCAACCCCAUGCUGCUGAGACGCUCCACCUCGCUGCCCUCCAGGCUGGUGCUGCCCAUGGAGAUGGGGGAACUUCGGGCACAGCUGGAGAAAGAGCUCCAGAAUGGUUCCCUGUUUGAGGCUGACUUUAUCCUGCUGGAUGGAAUUCCAGCCAACGUGAUUCGAGGAGAACAGCAGUACCUGGCUGCUCCCCUUGUCAUGCUGAAGAUGGAGCCCGAUGGGAAGCUGCUGCCCAUGGUCAUCCAGAUCCAGCCCCCCAGCCCCAGCUCCCCCACCCCACCGCUGUUCCUGCCCUCGGAUCCCCCACUCGCCUGGCUCUUGGCCAAGUGCUGGGUUCGCAGUUCAGAUUUCCAGCUGCAUGAGCUCCAGUACCAUCUGCUGAACACUCACCUGCUGGCUGAGGUCAUCGCUGUGGCCACCAUGAGGUGCCUCCCAGGGCUGCACCCUGUCUUCAAGCUCCUGUAUCCACACAUCCGCUACACCAUGGAAAUCAACACACGGGCACGUGCCAAGCUCAUCUCAGAGGGGGGUAUAUUUGAUAAGGCAGUGAGCACAGGUGGCGGGGGCCAUGUGCAGCUGCUCCGUCGGGCCACAGCUCAGCUGACCUACCGCUCCCUCUGUCCUCCUGAUGACCUGGCUGACCGGGGUCUGCUGGGAGUUCCAAGUGCCCUCUACGCCCAGGACGCUUUGCGGCUCUGGAACAUCACUGCUCGGUACGUGAAGGGGACCGUCCAGGUCUUCUACCAUGGGGACGCGGCUGUGAGAGGAGACCCUGAGCUCCAGGCCUGGUGCCGGGAGAUCACUGAGGUGGGGCUGUGCCAGGCCCAGGACCGAGGCUUCCCUGUCACCUUACAGUCACAAAAUCAACUCUGUCAUUUCCUUACCAUGUGUGUUUUCACAUGCACUGCCCAGCAUGCAGCCAUCAACCAAGGCCAGCUGGACUGGUACACUUGGGUCCCUAACGCCCCAUGCACAAUGCGGUUGCCCCCGCCCACCACUAAGGAAGACGUGACAAUGGACACAGUGAUGGACUCACUACCUGAUGUCCGGCAGGCCUGUCUUCAAAUGACCAUCUCAUGGCAUCUGGGGCGCCGUCAACCAGACAUGGUGCCUCUGGCACAUCACAAAGAAAAAUAUUUCUCAGAGCCCAAGGCCAAGGCUGCACUAAAGCAAUUCCAAACAGAUCUGGAAAACUCUGAAAAGGAGAUUGUAGCCCGGAAUGAGCAAGCUGACCUGCCUUAUAAAUACCUAACGCCCAGCAACAUAGAGAACAGUAUUACGAUCUGAGGCCAACUUGGAGACUUCUCAUCAGCCCGAGGACUGACUGUGCCACUCUGAGUUUCAUCAUUCCCUAAGAAUCUGCUGCUAAGACUCUGUUUGCUCCCCCAGUCGGAUCCCCCAGAUCUACAUCCCACCAGCCCAGGGGUAAGCAGAUCUCUUCUGCAGAGGCCCAGUAAUAAAAUAAGCUCUGUAGGCCACUCA
Erinaceus europaeus (western European hedgehog) is the source of this 2299-nucleotide messenger RNA. It is a transcript of the gene ALOX12, whose product is annotated as arachidonate 12-lipoxygenase, 12S type. Gene Ontology annotation, biological process: linoleic acid metabolic process; lipid oxidation. Lineage: Eukaryota; Metazoa; Chordata; Mammalia; Eulipotyphla; Erinaceidae. Gene Ontology annotation, cellular component: cytosol; sarcolemma. Gene Ontology annotation, molecular function: linoleate 13S-lipoxygenase activity; iron ion binding; arachidonate 12(S)-lipoxygenase activity. The record is from RefSeq and is a predicted model, not a curated record.